GCACAUGCGUAAGCGGCAAAAAUAGUAAACAAAGGGAGUGAAAUCUUUGCCGUGUUCUCAAAUUUUAUUUGGCUUAUAAUUUUACGUAACUGCUACAAACAUGCUUGUUAGGAAGGCAGCGAGCGCACUGCUGCCGCGCGUCGCCGGCGCGGCGUGGCGACGGCCGUGGCACAGGAGCGUCUCUUCGGGGGAGGAGCCACCCAAGAUAGAGAAGACGCUGAACGAGGUGCGGCUGCUGGGCCGGGUGGGGGCGGAGCCCCAGAAGAGGGGCACGGAGGAGCACCCCGUGGUCAUCUUCUCGCUCGCGACGCACACCAACUACAAGUACGAGACAGGGGAGUACAUGCAGCGCACGGACUGGCACCGGGUGUGCGUGUUCAAGCCGGCGCUGCGCGACACGGUGUACACGUACCUGCGCAAGGGCCAGCGCGUGCUGGUGAGCGGGCGGCUCACGUACGGCGAGGUGAAGGACGAGGCAGGCCGGGCCACCACCACCACCGCCGUCGUCGCGGACGACGUCGUCUUCUUCCAGUCCUAGCGCCGGGGGUCACGUGGAGUCUCGUCCGACCGGCCGCUGCUCCUGGAGUGCGACCUUGUGCCCGGAGCGACAGGACUACGUGCGCCGGGCGCAUCUUCGUCUCGGCGGCGCGAGGGUUCCGGGCCCACGUUUCCACCAUUGCAUCACCGUACACAAGGGUUAUCAUCUCAUAAUCCGCAAGUAAUACUUCCCCCCCCUCCCUGCGUGACACUCGGAAACAUUUUAAAACAUUCAAAUUCGUAGUAAAUAAUCCCCAUGCAACCAUAGUGCGUUACCUUAUCGAGGUGUCUGCAAAUCGUGGAAGUAGAGAAAACGUAAGGAAACGGGAGGACUUGUCGUGAUAUAUACAGUUCCAAUGCUGGAAGUUAUUCCAGCAUCGUUUCCUAACUUGCAUUAUGGUUUUUUUUUUUUUUAUUUUAUUUUAAAAAAGACCCUACUUCAGUUUAUACAAAUAUUUGAAUGUCCACCGAAUUCAUGUGGGAAUUAUUCCCGAAAAUAUUUUCACUUUCUAAUUUAAAAAUUUGUAUAUCCCUGUGACUAGAUGAUCUAUUUUGCAUUGUAUUGUAUAUGUAAUCACCCAGUGAUAAAAAAUAUUUGUUAGAAAAUUUUUAUUUAAAAGGUCCUGAAAAAGUCUUGAAAUUUGUUCAGCAUGUUUGUGAACGUCCUGUUUAUCGCUUAAACAUUUUUUUUAGGCGAGAAAAUAUGAAAAACCUGAAGCAAGGUCUAACUCAUAACAUAUUCAUUGUGUUAAAAUACAGCAAAUUGUACCUCAAGCGAUGUCUGUUGUACCAUUUGUAAACAAACAUGUGUGAUUGUUUAAAUGAAUAUUUUUAUUUUGGCAGUUGUCGUAAAUUGUAAAUGAUGGCCUUGUACGCAGGCUGUACAAUGACUAGUCCACGAUCCUAGCAGUACGAUGUGUGCUUCUGAAACACUGGCCACAUUCCCAUGUUAGUCUUUUGACAGUGUUCGUUUUUUUUCUUAAGCAGCAACUGUUGUAGGUGCUGUUAUUAGUUUUACUCUAGAAUUUCCUUUUUCUUUAAAAGAAUCCAAUAAUGAUGAUGAAACAUGAGAAACCAUAUCCAAUUUAUAUUCAAAGCGAGAUAAACCAAUCAUAAUGCCUACAUCAUUUCAAUAGGCAGACUUGGAAUGUGUACUGUGAUUUAUCUAGUCUCUCUGCCAUAUUGACACUAAUUAUUGUAAGCCUUACAAAUUGAUCUGAAAUCUGUACUUGUCAUUAAAUUUGUUACUCGGAUCUAUGCCUUAUCCAAAAUAAAAACUAAAAACUC
Messenger RNA from Bacillus rossius redtenbacheri, 1824 nucleotides. RefSeq names its product single-stranded DNA-binding protein, mitochondrial (gene mtSSB). The transcript is spliced from 4 exons. Gene Ontology annotation, cellular component: mitochondrial nucleoid. Bases 101 to 538 code for a protein of 145 amino acids. NCBI's taxonomy places the organism in Eukaryota, Metazoa, Arthropoda, Insecta, Phasmatodea, Bacillidae. Gene Ontology annotation, biological process: mitochondrial DNA replication; positive regulation of helicase activity. The record is from RefSeq and is a predicted model, not a curated record. Gene Ontology annotation, molecular function: single-stranded DNA binding.